AUGCUGCAAGCUACAAAUUCAUCUUUCCUGGUGGAGGCAGAUUUGAAGGAGUACUGUUAUCCUGAGUCUAAUCUGUCUUGUGUAAAAAGCUCUUACAGUGUAACCUCUAGAUCUGUGUUAUAUGUUUUACUGGUGUUGGCGAUGUCAGUGACUAUUCUGGGGAACUCAGUGGUCAUUAUUUCCAUUGCGCAUUUCAAGCAACUGCACACACCCACCAACAUGCUGGUGAUGUCUCUAGCCCUGGCGGACCUGUUGCUGGGUGUGAUUGUUAUGCCGUUCAGCAUGAUCCGAUCUGUGGAUGGGUGCUGGUACUACGGAGAAGCCUUCUGCUUAUUGCACUCUAGUUUUGACAUUUUCCUCACCUCUGCAUCUAUUUUCCACCUGAUCUGCAUUGCAAUAGACCGAUAUCAGGCUGUGUGCCAUCCGCUUCAGUACCCAACAAGAAUAACCAUACCUACUGCAUGGCUGAUGGUAGCUCUGAGCUGGAUUACAGCCGCAGUGUAUUCCUACGGUCUCAUGUAUUCAAAGGCAAAUGUAGAAAGUCUAGAUGAGUACAUUGAAUCAAUAUUUUGCAUGGGAAGUUGUAACCUUUUGUUUAAUGCACUGUGGGGGCCUCUGGAUGUAUUGUUAUGUUUUCUUUUGCCUUGCACAGUCAUGUUUUGCUUGUAUGCUCAAAUUUUUUUGGUUUCAAAAAGGCACUCGAGGAAAAUCGAGGGAACAAAGCAGAGCAAAAAUGAGACGAGCUUAAACAGGGUUUCUCAAAGCAUGAAACGUGAGAACAAGGCAGCGAAAACCCUCGGCAUUGUUGUAGGUACAUUCAUUUUUUGCUGGAUGCCGUUUUUUGUCAACUCUCUAAUUGAUCCUUACAUUAACUUCUCCACUCCUGUGGUACUUUUUGAAGUGUUUGUCUGGUUGUGUUACAUUAAUUCAACUUUAAAUCCCUUAAUAUACGGCCGCUUCUCCCCAUGGUUCAGGAAAUGUCUCUAUCUCAUUGUUACACUGAGAAUAUUUGCUCCUCAUUCCUCUGACACUAAUGUCAUUGCAGCUUGA
Messenger RNA from Colossoma macropomum (tambaqui), 1050 nucleotides. Its product is annotated as trace amine-associated receptor 13c-like. Gene Ontology annotation, cellular component: membrane. The transcript has a single exon. The record is from RefSeq and is a predicted model, not a curated record. Gene Ontology annotation, molecular function: trace-amine receptor activity. Gene Ontology annotation, biological process: G protein-coupled receptor signaling pathway. Lineage: Eukaryota; Metazoa; Chordata; Actinopteri; Characiformes; Serrasalmidae. Bases 1 to 1050 code for a protein of 349 amino acids.